This is a messenger RNA of Dalotia coriaria, 1575 nucleotides long. RefSeq names its product homocysteine S-methyltransferase-like. Gene Ontology annotation, biological process: S-methylmethionine cycle. Gene Ontology annotation, molecular function: S-adenosylmethionine-homocysteine S-methyltransferase activity; zinc ion binding. The record is from RefSeq and is a predicted model, not a curated record. Lineage: Eukaryota; Metazoa; Arthropoda; Insecta; Coleoptera; Staphylinidae. The transcript is spliced from 7 exons. The coding region runs from base 401 to 1426 and encodes 341 amino acids.
GUUCACUGGGUUGAGCCGGAGUGUGAGAUAAAUCUCUCCGCGUUGGUUUCGGGUCAACAGCACAAAAAUGAGACGAUAUUAUGAGACGCACUCGGCGAGACAUCUUUAAUUACGCGCCAACUUGCCAACAUUAUCUAAAUUCUAAAGUACACCCGAAAAAACUGAUAAACUGUCACUUUUAAAAGUCAGUUUCAAAUUUUUAACUUCACAAUCAAAAUUUCAUGUAUUUUCAUACGUGAAUACUAAAUGAUCUUUCGACUCAUGAUCCUCCUCGCUGCGUAUAUGGUAUUCCGAUGCCAUCCAUCUACACUCCUGAUACUUGGCCUGGUCCUCUUCCUGUUUUGAUUUAUGAUCCGGUGAUCUGCUCCUCUGACUUUCUUCGCACACACAAAGCUGAAAAAUGUCCAAAGCUAGUUUAACAAACGGAGACGCUUCUAAUGUUGCAAAAGAUGAGAUAAUAUUACUUGAUGGAGGAUUUGCAUCACAAUUAAGCUGCCAUGUGAAUGAUCCCAUCGAUGGGCAUGCCCUGUGGAGUUCACGGUUUUUAGCGACAGAUCCAGAAGCUGUUGUGCAAACCCACUUAGAUUUUUUAACCGCUGGUGCUCAAGUAAUUUUAACUAAUACAUAUCAAGCCAGCGUUGGUGGCUUCUCGGAGCAUCUGAACCUCUCCGAAGAAGAUAGUUUGGCUUUGAUAAAGAAAGCGGUUCAAUUAGCAAAUACAGCUUUAACAAGAUAUUUAGCUGAGUUUCCAGAUCAACCUGAAAGAAAACCAGUUAUAGCUGGAUCUAUAGGACCUUACGGAGCGUCUUUACAUGAUGCUUCAGAGUAUAACGGUAGCUACGCAGCCAUAACCUCAACGGGGAAGAUGCGUGAGUGGCAUCUACCACGCAUGCGUGCUUUAAUCGAAGAAGGUGUAACUCUGCUUGCCCUGGAAACAAUACCAUGCCGAGCAGAAGCGGAAAUGUUGGUGGAACUCAUCAAAGAAUUCCCACACGUCAAAGCGUGGCUGACAUUUACAUGCAGAGAAGAUGAGAAAAGUAUAGCUUCCGGUGAGCCUUUCCAAGAAACCGCGCGGAAAUGCUACGAAAUGAAUCCCAAGCAACUAAUAGCAGUGGGUGUCAAUUGUUUAGCACCACGCCUAGUCGAGUGUCUCUUUGAAGGCAUCAAUGACGACCCAAAGAAGCCGAAAAUCCCGCUGAUUGUUUACCCGAACAGCGGAGAGAGCUACAAUGUGGAACAAGGUGAACAUUACAGGUGGAUCAAUCGGGACAAGUGCGAGCCGGUGGAGACGUACGUGCACAAGUGGCUGGACAUGGGCGUGCGCUUCCUGGGCGGUUGCUGUCGCACGUACGCCGCUGACGUGAGUCGCAUCCGCAACGAGAUAGGUAAAUGGGAACGGCUGCAUGGCCGUGUACGGUUGACAUGAUCAACGCAGUUGGGUAAAACAUUCAGUUUCGUAUUUAUUAAUGGAAAACGAUGAAUAAACUUUGUAUAACUGUGCUUCAACGUUUGUCAACAAUGCUGUUGAAAUUAUUAGCAUACUUACUUAUAUUAAAUUAGUCAUUUCUUUUUAAA